Molecule: messenger RNA, 1492 nt
Organism: Anopheles darlingi
Lineage: Eukaryota; Metazoa; Arthropoda; Insecta; Diptera; Culicidae
Product: histone H4 transcription factor-like
Exons: 4
Coding region: 36-1439 (467 amino acids)
Biological process (GO): regulation of DNA-templated transcription
Molecular function (GO): DNA-binding transcription factor activity, RNA polymerase II-specific; RNA polymerase II cis-regulatory region sequence-specific DNA binding
Source: RefSeq, a predicted model, not a curated record
UUUGGAUUUUGUUUUCGUUUUUGCGGUUCGUUAAAAUGGGAAAAUCUGGUAAAAAACGGCGUGUUAAUGGCGAGAUAAGAACUGAGUCUGUCGCAGAACAACAAGCAGUCGAUGAUGCCGCUUCUGGUUCUGGAAAAACGAUAUCGAAACCAACGAUGGAAGAGUUUCUGCACAAGCAAUUAACUGAAGAUGAUCUGAAGACCCUUCUAGCAGGGGGCGUUGAAGAAGCUCCGAACAAAGCUCUUCCUAUCCACAUGGAGUUGGGUGUGGUAGAUGCGCUGAACAAGUUUUCGAUGGAGGAACGACGUCAUAGCUCCAAGUCAAGGUGCCAGUGGGGUGAAUGUAAAUAUCGCACCAGAAAUGAUCCCGAGUAUAUCUCGCACGUAGAGGGUCACGCCGAGACAAGCGAGAGAUCCCAGUACGGCAACUUUGCCUGCGAGUGGGAGGAUUGCGAUUAUUUGACGUCAAAGAGCGAGCAGUUCUUCUCGCAUCUCCAUUUUCACGGUUACCAUGGACAACUGAAGGCACACGCGAGAAGUGUGCACAAGCUGAUUGAUAUUCCCGUGUGCAACCGCGAUACGGACAACCGGAACAUGAUUUCCAAUCAUCCGACUAGCUUCGAGUGUGAAUGGCGCGAUUGCGAGAGUAGGUUCAUCAGAAUAUUGGACUUUUUCCGGCACGUCAUAAAUCACGCGAAUGAAGAGUUCAUGAAGAAUCGUGAGGAAAAUUCUGCCUGGUGCCGUUGGAAGCACUGUGAUUACAAGUUCACAGAUAGAACUCACAGAUAUCGUAAUCACGUAGCGACGCAUACCAAUCAAAAGGAUAUUGCAUGCGACGUUUGUGGUGCUAUGUUCAUUAAUCCAAGAAAAUACCUACUGCACGUCUGCCGACGAUUGGACCUUUCGCUCCGCAAACACCAAUGCCUAAAGUGUGGCAGGUAUUAUUCAACCAAAAAGCUGCUCGAGAAUCAUAAUUACGAAACACAUAGACCUCCCAGGCAUCUUUGUCCGCAUUGCCCCCAAAAAUUUCGGUCCCCACGCGAUGUGGCACAGCACAUUACGCGAAUUCAUAGAAAGGAUUUCCCUUUCGUCUGCGACAAAUGCGAGUAUAGAGCUCAAACUCAGCGUGCUCUUGCAGCUCAUGUGGACCGCCAUAAGGACGUGCUUCGAUGCACGGAAGCUGGGUGCAACUUGGCCUUCAAUUCAAAGCAAUCGCUAAGAACGCACCGUCUACAGCACUACGAUAUCCGACCGAAAUUGUUCGAAUGCCAUCUAUGCCGGCAGCAGUACCGGUUUGGGGCACAAUUGUCUAAACAUAUGUUCUUCACCCAUAAAGGGAAGCGCGAAACGAACGCUAUCCCACUGCGAUUCAAACCGGAUACCGAUGGAAUAUUUCGACUGCGCUCCUACGUGGACAGCAAAAUCGAUUGUUUGAGCUGAGUGCUGGUUCUGGUGGUCAAUUUUCCUUCACACAUUUCUUCACUUGUUUGUGA